This is a messenger RNA of Purpureocillium lilacinum, 1521 nucleotides long. RefSeq lists its product as uncharacterized. Gene Ontology annotation, molecular function: protein phosphatase regulator activity. The record is from RefSeq and is a predicted model, not a curated record. Gene Ontology annotation, cellular component: cytoplasm; protein phosphatase 4 complex; nucleus. NCBI's taxonomy places the organism in Eukaryota, Fungi, Ascomycota, Sordariomycetes, Hypocreales, Ophiocordycipitaceae.
AUGGAGGUGGACAACGACAAUGAGGCGCUCUCCAAGAUUGCGUGCGGCGCCCCCGUCCUAGAAGGAUCAUGGCCUACGCUCCGAGCCGACAUCUUGUCGCGCCUAGACAAGAUUGCACACAAUGACUUCACGGUCCCGACUCUCCCGCAUCUCCCUCUUCGACCUCGCCUCCUCUCCCCGCUCCCGUCGUCAUCGCCCCUCGAGCAGUCGUCCCAAGAAGCAAACAAGGAGAAUGAGCCGGCAGAGGGCAAGGCUCCCGAGGCGGCUACCCAAGCCGCGCCCAAAUCCCCCGCGCCGGGCGAAUUGCCCGCGCAGAUCGCCGACCUGCUCGCCGGCAUCAAGUCCCACCUCGAGACCUUUACCACCUACGCGCCGCACACCAUCCAGCGCCUCGCCGAGCUCGUCAUCAGCCCGCGCGCCCACUACAAGGCCCUCACCUCUUACCUCCACGCCGUCGACAGGGUCGUCCAGGUCACGUCCGGCACCAACAUCUACCCGCUGCCCCCCGCGGUGCCGGACAUGUCCGCCAUGAGCGGUCCCGCGGGCCUCGCUAACGGCGAAGAUGGCAGCGGCGCUAGGGACCCUGCGGCGACGGUGGCGUGGAGCAACCCGACCACGGCGCCCCUCGGGUCCGACGAGGCGCUCGGCGGCGCGCUCCUGACGCCGAUUCCCUGGCUGACGCGGCGCAGCCCCGAGAGCAGCAACGGUGACACGACGCCCGGAGGGAGCGCGCAGAUUCACAGCGAGGGCACCGAGACGAUCGACGGGCCUAACGGCAUGGGAAGUAUAGAGACCGUCUCCGUUAGCGUGAACGGCGUACCGUCAACGGGACACGCCAGGGGCGUCACGCAAGGCGAGCUCUUGCGGCAAGAGCAGAGAGCAGGCGUCGUACCCGUCAGCCAGCUCUCUCGCGGUCCAGGCGCCGGCGGCCCCAUGGGUGGCAAUCAGGAAGGCCCCAGCGAGGAGGACCGCAAUAUGGAGGGCAGCGGCGCCGGCGAGGAAGACGAGGAGGAGGAAGAGACGCCGCACGCGCGUGGCCCGGAGGAGAUUGGUGUGGGCGACACGGGACCUCAGGCGCCGACGACCAGCCACAUGGGCGAGGAUGGCGUCGAGAUGCAGGGCAUCGACGUCGCCGCGGCGCUCGGCCGCCGACAGGAGGACGACGAAGUCACGCACCCAAGCACUGCUGCUGCCGCCGCCACCGGCGAAACCACGCCCGAGGAGGACACGGACAUGCGCAGCCCCGGCGCGGACAGCACGGGCACGAAGCGCGAGGCCGAGCAGCCGCUCGAGGGUGCGUCGCCUAAGAAGCUCAAGGAGAGCGACGCGGAUGACGUCGACGAUGACCGCGAUGACGCGACGAGCACCACCGUGCGCGAGGGCGAUAACACUGCCGAUGAACAGGCUGCCUCGUCGGAUGAUACUCUCUCGGCCGCCACCCUCGAAAAGGACGAUGGGUGGACAAUAGUGUCUGAUCCGGCGGACACUGCGCGCAGCGACGCAAUGGACGAGGAGCCAUAA